Peronospora farinosa is the source of this 600-nucleotide messenger RNA. NCBI's taxonomy places the organism in Eukaryota, Oomycota, Peronosporomycetes, Peronosporales, Peronosporaceae. The record is from the annotation of a GenBank genome assembly.
AUGGCCGAUUAUGAAGGUUAUCUACUCCUGCACGGCGCUAAUCAACAGGCAGAUCCACUGUAUUUUGAGCUCGAAGGCGGUUUGCUGCAGUUCUACGACAAGAAGGAUGGACGCCGGAUGGGCCUAUUUUGGCUCACGAGACAUCGCGUAUCAGUACAGCGCCUUGAAUAUAGUCGGACGCCCAACCGUUUCUGCGUCGAGUUAUGUCCCGUGCGCUCCGUGCACGACACAGAACGAUCGAUCAAGCAGUUUCGACGCACUAGGAUUGUGCUAGGUGCAUCGACACUGGAAGUUCAGGAGCAGUGGAUUCGAGCCUUGAGCACAUGGCGCCGUCGCAAUUGGAAAGAUACUACAGUUAUCUCUGCCUUUGACGACGAAGCCAAGGCGCUGCACAUGGUAAUGAUCUUGUAUCGCCUUGAGCUUAAGUUAUUGCGUUUUACGGACCUCCCAAUGUGCAAGGUCAACCUGGAUCCUCACUCCAGCGACCUAAUUUAUGACGUCUCAAAGCACCAGACAGAUUCCGCUUCUAUGGUGUCAGAACCAGUUCAGGUGACGCGACCCUCCGACACAUUCGGCUUCCAUGGUGUCUACACGAAUUAA